GUAAGCCUGAUUUUCAUCUAAUUAAAAAACGGUGAAUAACGUUAAAUUAUGGCUAAAUUGGUCGAAGUUUGGCGAGGUGAUAACCCGGUCAUUUUGACGCGCAGGCAACUACCGCUAAUCAUCGAUGAAAAUCUUACGAUGAUAAUGGAUGUAAAUGGUUUGGGUGCAGUAUGCGAUGGUCCACUAGUCAGGGGCAAGCAGCUGGAUGAAUUUUCGAGAAAAUUAAACAUGCUGACUAAAGAAGAAACCAAAGCCUCUUUUGAAGUCACUUGCAAAGACAUGCUUGCCAUUCUAGGCCAAGCAGUGCCUUGUGUUGGUUGUAGAAGGAGCGUGGAAAGACUCUUCUAUGAUCUAAUGAAGUCAGGACACCCAGCACUUGAUCCUCUGGUAAUAACACCAGAUGGACUUCUUACUAUAAGAGAUGAGGUCUUAGAAUCGCCACAACUUUUGUGUACAAUGCUGCAAGGGCAUAAUGCCCGUUUAAACAGCUUGGUAGAUCGUCAGCCCCGUAGCAAAAAAUCCAGGAGAUGUGCUCUGCACUCUCUAGAGGUACAGCGAAUGCGUCCACCUCCAGGUGCUUGGAGAGAUGUCUGGGAAUGUAUGCGAACUACUUGCCGGCAAGAAGUUGCUCUUGUGGAAAACGACACCCUUGAUGCUACUCUGGAUACAUAUUUACGAAAACAUAGAUUUUGUAGCGAAUGCCGUACCAAAGUAUUGCUUGCAUCAUCUCUACUGACGACUGAAGCUGAUCCUACUAAAGAAAAAGGCUAUGUAGCAGCUUUGUAUGCUGGAAUCAGGAGAUGCAUUCCUGAAAGACACGUACAUUUGCAGACCAAUACCGAUUACAUUAGUAAUCUAAUUGGAAGAGCACAGCCUGAGCUGAUGGGCAGAGAGCGGCAUGCAAAGACAUUGGAAAUUGCCCAAGAAGAGGUGCUCACUUGUCUUGGGAUUUGUGUGGCAGAACGAUUACAUCGUGUGCACCGACGCUUGAGAGAAGAAGAAACUGUGUGUAAAGUUCUCGCUGCUGUUGCAGUUGAUGCGCUAUCCAGGAAUUUCCAGAUGGCAGUCGAAGUUAAGCAAGGAAUUACACAGCUAGAACUACUUUAUGAGGAACUGACGCGAGAAGAACUUGCCAAACAACAGCGGCGUGAAAAGCUUCGCUUGAAACGUAAGAAGAAAAAGGAGCGCCGUUACGAAACAGAGGAGAAAGAAAAUACGUGCGAAUGCCCAAAAGAUAAGUACGGACCAGGCAGUGAAACCUCUUGUGCAUGUGUCGACUUAAAAUCAACUACGCAAAACAUUGAUCGACACAAGUUGCAGGUGUUAGAUCCAAAGAAUAAAGGCCCUCCAACUUGUAAAUGUCCUGACUGUCUGAAAAAGUCUCAGGGUAUUGGCAAAGUGCAGCCUCAAACAGCAACAUUCCCUAACAAGAAGUCUUCCAUGCCACAGACAAGUUCAGCUAAAACAGGAACUACAGACUCAAAAUCAAUGAAUGAGUCAAAUCUAGGCUCCGCAGGACAUGUAGACGAAGGGUACAAACCUUGUCCACAUUGUAGAGAGUUUAUGAAACAAGAUGAUGAAGGAUACUGGUACUACCCAAGGGAGUUUUUCGAUGGAAGUUCAAAGGAAUUCAUGGAUGAGUUAAUGAAUCGACAUUCAAACAAGCUGGCAAUGUGGUUGGAAAUGAAAAAACAAUAUACUGACGCAGUCGCAGCUUUCACUACCGGGCGUUCUUCGAGUGAACAGUCGUCUCAAGACUGUGGGUAUUCGUCCGAACACAACGUCAGCAGUUCCUCACUACCCAGUACUCCGGAGGGAUCUGAAGUUGCCUGCAGUGACAGUUGCUGUAAUCGCGAAGGGGAUUGUCACGAUAUCAGACCCUCCGAAAAGCUGGCGCAUUCCAGUUCUAGUAUCUCUCUUCUGAGUGAACGUGGUGGUGGGCUUACGCUAAUGCAGAUGCUUGAGGAUUCCUAUUCCUCGGAGGAUGAGAGUAAAGAGGAAAGUUACAUACCUGCUGAAGAAGUACAAGAGUUUAAAUCACGGAUGUGCCAAGUUCUUGAGAAACGUCAAGAGUUGAGGCAGACCUUGAAAAAGAGAUUUGCGAUACUUUGUAGCCAUCAUCGACCAUUUACUAUUCCUCAUUGAAAAUUCCUAUUGGGUAUAGUUACUUACUAGGAUCAGCCUAGGAAAUGAGAUAUUUUCGUUGUUUCUAUCAUGAUUAUGUUUUUUCUACGUUAAUUUACUGCCGUGCGGAGAGACACGCGAAUACUAUUAUUUACAUUUCAAGAUUCUUUGUCUCAGACAUAUUUAUGUCCCCGAUAUGGGAUUGAUUUCACACGAUUAAUGAAUCACGGAUAAUCGUGAAUUGAUCAUUGUGAUUGUAACCAAAUUUGUCCCCAGCUCACGAAAUAUACAUAUAUUCAUGGACCUUUGAUGAAAACAAAAAUCUGAUACAAGUAAUAAAUCUGUAACGAAGACAA
Molecule: messenger RNA, 2480 nt
Organism: Athalia rosae (coleseed sawfly)
Lineage: Eukaryota; Metazoa; Arthropoda; Insecta; Hymenoptera; Athaliidae
Product: gametogenetin-binding protein 2-like
Exons: 11
Coding region: 49-2145 (698 amino acids)
Cellular component (GO): nucleus; cytoplasm
Source: RefSeq, a predicted model, not a curated record